This is a messenger RNA of Amborella trichopoda, 2187 nucleotides long. Its product is annotated as protease Do-like 10, mitochondrial. Gene Ontology annotation, molecular function: serine-type endopeptidase activity; protein binding. The record is from RefSeq and is a predicted model, not a curated record. NCBI's taxonomy places the organism in Eukaryota, Viridiplantae, Streptophyta, Magnoliopsida, Amborellales, Amborellaceae. Gene Ontology annotation, biological process: proteolysis.
UUGUCUAUUUUUCAUUCAAUUCAUAUUUGGGAGGGACUCGUUCAGCUUGACCCUGGCCCAAACCCUCCGCCCCUCCCAAGCCACCCGCCCAGUCUCUCUUCUUCCCGAACCGCCGCUAUGCUUCUUCCCACCACUCUCAGAGCUGUUCGCCGAGUCUACCGUCUCUCACCUUCCCUCCCUUCUCUCUCUAACCAUCUCUCUCCCUCUCUCUCUACACCCGCCACCCAUCUCUCUCCCGCUCUCUACACCACCUCCACAACCUCUCUUCUCAACCCAACUUCCCGCAUUCUCACUCCUCGCAUUUACCCACCACCCACAUUCGAAAAGGUUGAGAGAGAAGCAAAGGAAGUUGAAGAGACUGACGAAGAGGCAGAUGGGUUUCAGUUUACAGAUGCUUAUGCUGCCAUUCAUCUGGCGAUUGAUGCUGUGGUAAAGGUUUUCACAGUUUCCAGUAGCCCCAAUUACUUCCUUCCAUGGCAGAACAAGUCUCAGAGAGAAACCAUGGGAUCAGGAUUUGUUAUCCCUGGACGACGAAUUCUGACCAAUGCACACGUAGUAGCGGAUCAUACAUUUGUUCGUGUCAGGAAGCAUGGUUCUCCUGCUAAGUAUAGAGCUGAAGUUCAAGCAGUCGGACAUGAAUGUGAUCUCGCACUUAUUGUUGUUGAAAGUGAAGAAUUUUGGGAGGGAAUGCACUUUCUUGAGCUUGGGGACAUUCCAUUCCUACAGGAAUCUGUCGCUGUUGUUGGGUACCCUCAAGGUGGUGACAGUAUUUCAGUGACAAAGGGGGUUGUUUCUAGAGUUGAGCCAACACAAUAUGCUCAUGGUGCCACACAACUCAUGGCUAUACAAAUUGAUGCAGCCAUUAACCCAGGAAAUAGUGGUGGUCCUGCAAUUAUGGGUGACAAGGUUGCGGGAGUCGCUUUUCAAAACCUUUCAGGUGCGGAAAAUAUUGGGUACAUAAUUCCAGUUCCUGUAAUAAAACAUUUUCUAUCGGAUGUGGAUGAAAGUGGAAAGUAUGUAGGGUUUUGUUCAUUGGGCCUGUCAUGCCAACCUUCAGAAAAUGCACAAUUGCGAGAGCAUUUCCACAUGCACCCUGAGAUGACUGGGGUGCUCGUGAGCAAGAUAAAUCCUAUUUCAGAUGCCCAUAGAGUUCUCAAGAAAGAUGACAUAAUUCUCGCAUUUGAUGGUGUCCCAAUAGCAAAUGAUGGAACUGUGCCUUUCCGGAAUAGAGAGCGGAUAACAUUUGAUCAUUUGGUCUCCAUGAAAAAAGCGAAUGAAACCGCAAAUAUAAGGGUGUUAAGAGAUGGUCAAGAGCUUGAACUCAGUGUUGUAGUUCAUCCUUUAAAAGCAUUAGUUCCAGUUCAUGAGUACGAGAAGUUGCCCAGCUACUAUAUAUUUGCUGGCUUGGUCUUUGUUCCAUUGACCCAGCCUUAUCUUCAUGAGUAUGGCGAAGACUGGUAUAAUACAUCUCCUCGCCGUUUGUGUGAGCGUGCAUUGCGAGAAUUGCCCGAAAAGGUUGGCGAACAGCUUGUAAUCCUCUCUCAGGUUUUGAUGGAUGAAAUCAAUGUGGGUUACGAGCGGCUUGCAGAGCUACAGGUGAAAAAGGUAAAUGGUGUGGAGAUCGAUAAUCUAAAGCAUCUGUGUGAGCUUGUUGAAGACUGUAAAGAGGAGAGCCUACGGUUCGAUCUUGACGAUGAAAGGGUCGUGGUUUUGAAUUAUAAUAAGGCCAAGCUCGCCACCUCUCGCAUACUCAAGCGCCACCGGAUACCUUCAGCCAUGUCCACCGACCUUCUUGACUCCGGAGUGAUCAAAGAAGAGCAAGAAGCUGCUGAGGCCUGAUGCAAUAAGUCGUUCCUCUCUCUCUCUCUCUCUCUCUCAGCAUGAGCCCAAGAGAAAGAAGCUUCAAAUGUAUGCUCACUCUGAUAUCAGAGUGGCCAUAAUCAUAAAGGUUCUUCACCACCACCGUCUUCUCUCUCUCUCUCUCUAUUGUACCAGUAUCAUCGAUGUUCAAUUAAAUUUUAUUAAAAUUUCUAUUUUUGACCUGGGUGAUGUGGUCCUUGAAAAUCUAACACAGUGAUGAAUUAAUGUAUCUAAAUUUAUUAACAUACUUGAAAUAACUGAUUUUAUUGACUUUGUAUAGCCUAGAAACCGCAUUUCAAUAUGAUCUUUUUUCGCCGGGGCGAUAAA